UGUCACAUAUACAAGUACAUAACAAGCUACUGACCUCAAUCAUUACAGUCGCGUCAGCCCCUGAUCUUACGUGAUUACAGAGAGGUAGUUAAAAUGUUCGUUGCUGGUGUAUUUCUAUUGCUUAUUGUUGCCUUGCUUUCGUUUCGUGUUCUACGAAAUUAUUCGAAAAUACUGUCAAACUUCAAACACUUACCAUGCAUGAAGAGUUGGCAUCUAAUCGGCGAUAUACCAAGAAUACGCGGAAAUAAUAAAGAGCGUUUUGGAAAACUGAUGAAAAUCUGUGAAGAAUUUCGAGAACACGGCGUACUUUGUUUCUGGUUUGGUCUCCGACCUACUCUUUAUGUUUUCAAAGAUAAAUAUAUACAAGAUGUAAUUGGCAACACAAAACACAUAGAAAAAAGCUUUUUCUAUAAAUUUGCACACUCCUGGUUAGGAAAUGGUUUGCUGACUAGUACAGGAUCCAGAUGGUUCAAAUCGAGGAAGAUGUUGACGCCAUCCUUCCAUUAUAACAUUUUGAACAAUUUCCUAAUUGUAAUGCAGAACCAAUCGAAUAUACUGUGUAACAAUCUGGACAAAAUGGUUGGCAAGGGAGAAUUCGAUGUUCGCUCACAUAUUGCAAAUUGUACGCUGGAUAUUAUAACAGAAACUGCUAUGGGUCAAUGUGUGAACGCUCAAGGUGACGAUGGAAAUUCAGAAUACAUCUAUAGUGUUAAAAGGAUGACUGAUAUUAUUAGUUAUCAACUACAAUCUCCGUGGUUAUGGCCAGAUCUUAUCUUCAAUUUGCAUCCUUUGGGGAAAGAAGCAACCAAGUGUUUAAAAGUCCUUCACGGUUUUACCAAUAAAAUGAUUAAAGAUCGCAGUGAACUGUACCUAGAAAACCGGAAGAAAAGCUCCAAUAAUAAAGACGAAGAUGAAGAGAGUCGUGGAAAGAAAAAACUGGCAUUUUUGGAUACUCUCCUCGACAAAUUGCAUGAAGGGGAAAUAGACCAAACAAUGUUGAGAGAAGAGGUGGACACAUUUAUGUUUGAGGGUCAUGACACAACAUUAGCAGGAAUAUCAUGGACUUUAUACUUCAUAGCCGCUUAUCCAGAUGUACAAAAGAAGUUACAGAAAGAAAUCGAUAAUUUUUAUGGCGAAAAUGAAGAACCUACACUGACCAACCUUAAGAAACUAAUUUAUCUGGAAUGUGUUAUCAAGGAAGUUCAACGCCUUUAUCCAUCAGUUGCAGUUAUGGGACGACUGGCCGCUGAAAAUUUCAAAGUUGGUCCGUAUGAAGUAAAGAAAGGUACAUCUAUCUCAAUAAUGAUUUCUGCUCUGCAUAGAGAUCCAAAAAACUUCCCCGACCCGGAUAGAUUUGAUCCUGAUAGAUUUCUUACAGAAGAUAGGAACAUCCAUCCAUAUGCUUUCAUACCUUUCUCAGCAGGACCUCGUAACUGUAUAGGACAAAGAUUUGCCAUGAUAGAAGAGAAAGUCGUGUUAUCACGAAUCAUCCAGAGAUUUAAUCUUGAAACAACACAAAAAAGAGAAGAACUUGAACCGUCUUUAGAAUUGGUACUCAGACCUCUUAAUGGCAUUCGCCUCAAAUUCACUCAUCGAUAAUUGUUGUAAUUACGUGCAUUUAUGUUCAAUUCUUGAACGUCUUGAGAUGUUAUUUUUAUUUAAAACUAUUUGUUUAAUAUUAUUCACAAAUGCUCAAUAAA
Octopus sinensis (East Asian common octopus) is the source of this 1700-nucleotide messenger RNA. Its product is annotated as cytochrome P450 4V2-like. Bases 94 to 1599 code for a protein of 501 amino acids. NCBI's taxonomy places the organism in Eukaryota, Metazoa, Mollusca, Cephalopoda, Octopoda, Octopodidae. Gene Ontology annotation, molecular function: heme binding; oxidoreductase activity, acting on paired donors, with incorporation or reduction of molecular oxygen; monooxygenase activity. The transcript is spliced from 12 exons. The record is from RefSeq and is a predicted model, not a curated record.